Messenger RNA from Coffea eugenioides, 892 nucleotides. RefSeq names its product protein NLP7-like. The record is from RefSeq and is a predicted model, not a curated record. Gene Ontology annotation, molecular function: DNA-binding transcription factor activity. The transcript has 3 exons. NCBI's taxonomy places the organism in Eukaryota, Viridiplantae, Streptophyta, Magnoliopsida, Gentianales, Rubiaceae. The coding region runs from base 89 to 892 and encodes 267 amino acids.
GCUGUAAAGGAAAGCAGACUUUGGUUGACUCUCAUUUUAGGCGCGGGAGCAGGAAAAUCGGCCGUCGUCGCCCCGUGCAAGGGCGGGCAUGGCUGAAGUUAGAACACGAUGCCCCAACGACGUUGAGGAUAUUGACGGAACUUUUAGUAAAUCGGAGUUCCUGGAUUACAUUGGUACUAAACUUCACACGUCCGUAAGCACCUCUCGCAAAAGUUUUCGUGUUUUCUGGGACGAGGAAGAUGAUGAAUCAAAUAGCUAUCAGACACUCUUUUCCCAGUUGGGUCCACCUUUACUUCCUCCUCCCAUCGUCAAGGACAAGAUCAAAAUUGCGCUGCAGCAUGUAGAUCUCCUGUAUAAUCGAGCAAUGCUAGCUCAGUUCUGGGUGCCGGUGAUGAUCGGGGGACGGCGAUUCCUGAAAUCCUCAGACCAGCCUUUUGGGUUGACUUGCUUAAGGAAAGGACUAUGUUCGUACAGAAAGCUGUGUCUGAAUUAUUACUACUGUACGGAUAAUACCUGCAGUAGUGAUGGUGGUGCUGAUUAUGUGGAUGUGGAUGUGGAUGUGGAUGUGGACUGGAAUGGCGGAGGAGGGGUAAGAGAAAGUGUGCUUCUCACUGGUCCGCCUUCACGUGUCUUUCUUCGUGGACUGCCGGAGUAUAGCCCAAACGUGGAGUUCUACGCGGACUCGGAAUAUGCUUUAAGGGAUGAGGCUAUGGGCCGUAAGAUAAGUGACUAUAUGGCUGUGCCUGUGUUCGAUCCCAAUUCCCGAGAAUGUAUUGGCGUAAUUGAGCUGCUUUCAACUGCUGACUCAGUAAGAGAGAUGGAUAAUCCUGCAUAUAUAUUUGGGUUAAUCUCGACAGCACUUCAGGUUUGUCCUUGCUUCCUCCUCACCUAG